This is a messenger RNA of Talaromyces atroroseus, 819 nucleotides long. RefSeq lists its product as hypothetical. Gene Ontology annotation, biological process: sterol biosynthetic process. The coding region runs from base 1 to 819 and encodes 272 amino acids. Lineage: Eukaryota; Fungi; Ascomycota; Eurotiomycetes; Eurotiales; Trichocomaceae. The record is from RefSeq and is a predicted model, not a curated record. Gene Ontology annotation, molecular function: sterol 24-C-methyltransferase activity. Gene Ontology annotation, cellular component: endoplasmic reticulum. The transcript has a single exon.
AUGGUGAGCAAAACUGAAUCUGCAGUAUACACACAUGGUCACCAUGCAUCUGUCCUCCGGUCCCAUACAUGGAGAACAGCGCAGAAUUCGGCUGCAUAUCUCCUGCCCUACCUCAAGCCAGACAUGAAGUUACUUGAUAUUGGCUGCGGGCCCGGGACAAUUACCGUUGACCUCGCAAGUUAUAUCCCCCAAGGACACAUCACGGGGCUCGAAAACGGCGAAGGCGUGCUUACCCAAGCUCGAGCCCUAGCGGAGGAGAAAGGUGUCGCAAACAUUGAUUUUGUUUUGGGAGAUGCCAACGAGCUUGCCUAUGAUGAUGAAGCCUUCGAUGUUGUCCUGUGCCAUCAAGUCCUGCAACAUGUUCGUGACCCAGUCAGGAUUCUGCAAGAGAUGAAACGCGUCGCCAAAGUAGGCGGUAUUGUGGCCGUUCGUGAAUCAGACUAUGGCGCAUUUGUGUGGUACCCAAAUUCCGAGGGCAUGGGAAAUUGGAGGGACCUCUACCACAAGGUCACGAGACACAACGGUGGUGAGCCUGAUGCCGGGCGCAUGCUUCAUGCGUGGGCCAAACAAGCCGGUCUCACCGAUAUCAAAUGCAGCUCCAGUACAUGGUGCUAUAGUAGAAAGGAAGAAAUCGCGUGGUGGAGUGGACUCUGGGCCGAAAGGACGGUUGCAUCGUCUUUUGGGACGACAGCAAUCGAUGCUAAGUUGGCCACCAGUGAAGAUCUCAGUAACGUGGCUACGACCUGGCGAAAAUGGGGUGAUGAGGAAGAUGCGUGGUUCAGUGUGCUGCAUGGGGAGAUUAUUUGUCACAAACACUAG